AUUUUUGAAAUGAAAUCUCAGCCAUUCUAUCUAAUGAAUAUUGAUUAUUUAUGUUUGAGUUGAAUAAUCUAAAAACAAUAGCAUAGAGUGAUUGGUUUCUUGGAAAUAAAAAUUUUAGAUCAUUAUGAUCAUGUAUUAGGUAAAUAGGGGUCUCCAACAUUUUUAUUAACUAGAAGAUGUUGAGAUUGGAUUGUUAUAGUGUUAAAAUUCUAAAAAAAUGAAAUGACUAAAG
Molecule: messenger RNA, 232 nt
Organism: Paramecium sonneborni
Lineage: Eukaryota; Ciliophora; Oligohymenophorea; Peniculida; Parameciidae
Source: the annotation of a GenBank genome assembly